UCAAACCCAUUUGAAUUUCUGUAUAUUUCUUGUAAUCAUCUACGUCUACAUAUAAAACACUCCAAUCCAAGUAUUUAAUGGUCACCAAUCUGCGUUUGGUGAUGACUAUGAAAUUGUCGUAACAAACCUACCAGUGGACUUUUGAAAACGAUCUUGCCACCGGACUGACUAAAUCGUAGCCCUUGAUGGGGCAUUGCUGUAGCAAAGACGCCGUCGUAGACUCGGUCGUCAAAGAUGACAAUAACGCCGGAUCCACCGUCCCUAACCGACCACGCAGUCCCAGACCGUCUGCUGUUGUUGCUAACGGAACAAACGGGAGGUCAAGUAGCAAUACUCCGACUCAUUCCUUCACCGGAAGUCCAUGGCAGAGUACGUAUCCAGCGGGAGUGCCUCCGACGCCAUCACCAGCGAGGACACCGAGGAGGAUGUUCAAGUGGCCGUUCCCACCUCCGUCUCCGGCGAAGCCGAUCAUGUCGGCGAUUCUGACACGGCAGGGUAAGGGAAAAGGAAAGGGAAACACGACGCCGACGGGAACGGGAACGGGGACCAUACCGGAAGAUGAAGGGGGAGAUGGAGAGAGAGCGCUGGAUAAGAGUUUUGGGUACCAGAGGAACUUUGGGUCAAAGUAUGAGUUGGGGAAGGAGGUCGGAAGAGGGCAUUUUGGUCAUACUUGUUGGGCCAAGGGCAAAAAGGGAGCUCUCAAGAAUCAGCCUGUUGCUGUCAAAAUCAUUUCCAAAGCUAAGAUGACAACAGCUAUAUCAAUUGAAGAUGUACGGAGGGAGGUGAAGUUAUUGAAGGGCUUAUGUGGACAUCAGCACAUGGUCCAGUUCCAUGAUGCAUUUGAAGAUGAUCAGAAUGUAUACAUAGUCAUGGAACUGUGUGAAGGGGGAGAACUUUUGGACCGCAUUUUAUCCAGAGGUGGAAGAUACACAGAAAAUGAUGCUAAAUCCAUCAUUGUCCAAAUUUUGAGUGUAGCUUCCUUUUGUCAUCUUCAGGGUGUUGUGCACCGUGAUUUAAAGCCAGAGAACUUUCUUUUCAGCACAAAAAAUGAAGAUUCUCCAUUGAAGGUUAUAGAUUUCGGUUUAUCCGAUUUUGCAAGACCAGACCAACGGCUGAAUGAUAUUGUUGGCAGUGCAUACUAUGUUGCACCAGAAGUACUCCACAGAUCAUACAACGUGGAGGCUGACAUUUGGAGUAUCGGUGUUAUAACAUAUAUACUAUUAUGUGGAAGCAGACCGUUCUUUGCUCGAACAGAAUCUGGAAUCUUCCGUUCUGUGCUGAGGGCUGAUCCUAAUCUUAAUGACUCACCUUGGCCUUCAAUAUCUCCAGAAGCCAAAGAUUUUGUCAAAAGACUUCUUAACAAGGAUCAUAGGAAACGAAUGACCGCCUCCCAAGCCUUGACGCACCCGUGGCUAUUAGAUGAAAACCGAGCUGUGCCUUUAGACAUUCUGAUCUACAAAUUAGUCAAGUCUUAUCUUCGAGCCUCCCCUUUAAAGCGUGCAGCACUCAAGGCUCUUUCAAAAGCUUUGACUGAAGAUGAGCUUGUUUACUUACGGGCUCAGUUUGAUCUCUUGGAACCAAAAGAUGGGUGUGUUUCUCUAGACAAUUUUAGAACGGCUCUGGUGAAAAAUUCAACUGCUGCCAUGAAAGAAUCAAGGGUCCUUGAUAUCUUGGAUACAAUGAAGCCUCUAUCUUAUACUCGAUUGACGUUUGAGGAGUUCUGUGCUGCCGCAAUUAGUCCACAUCAACUCGAGGCUCUUGAAGGAUGGGAAACAAUUGCCAGUACAGCUUUCGAAUAUUUUGAACUAGAAGGAAACCGAGUUAUUUCAGUAGAUGCAUUAGCACAGGAAAUGAACGUGGGGCCAUCAGCGCACUCGAUACUGAAGGAUUGGAUAAGAGGUACGGAUGGGAAACUCAACUUUCUUGGAUAUGCCAAGCUUUUGCAUGGUUUGACGAUUCGUAGCUCCAACACAAGGCAUCAUUAAGAAAGAUAGGUUGUUAUUCUUGUUUGUUUAUUCAUAAUUUGUUUCGGACGCAUAAACAAAAAGGGCAGCAAUGGGGAAAACCGAACCGAAAAAAGAUAGGGCGAUGUCGAUGAGACGAGACUGAUGACAUUUGUGGUUGUCAAAAUUGAUUUAUUGUGAACUGGUGUUUAUUAAAAUUGUAAAGGAAGGGUCAGUUUAUUUUUUUUCCAGAUUAAAGAUUUAUUUGUAUCAUCAGGAUUGUCACAUUACAAACAAUGUUUAUGAUAAAUUCACAGAUUCUAGAGGGCUUAA
Molecule: messenger RNA, 2276 nt
Organism: Cynara cardunculus var. scolymus (artichoke)
Lineage: Eukaryota; Viridiplantae; Streptophyta; Magnoliopsida; Asterales; Asteraceae
Product: CDPK-related kinase 4-like
Exons: 11
Coding region: 186-1985 (599 amino acids)
Biological process (GO): protein autophosphorylation; peptidyl-serine phosphorylation; intracellular signal transduction
Cellular component (GO): nucleus; cytoplasm
Molecular function (GO): ATP binding; calmodulin binding; calcium-dependent protein serine/threonine kinase activity
Source: RefSeq, a predicted model, not a curated record